This is a messenger RNA of Gigantopelta aegis, 3477 nucleotides long. RefSeq lists its product as uncharacterized. Bases 580 to 2670 code for a protein of 696 amino acids. The record is from RefSeq and is a predicted model, not a curated record. The transcript is spliced from 6 exons. NCBI's taxonomy places the organism in Eukaryota, Metazoa, Mollusca, Gastropoda, Neomphalida, Peltospiridae.
UAUGUGAUAUUGAAGAUUGUCAUUAUGCAACUUGUUCCAAAAGAAACAGGUAGUAAAAUUUCACGACUUUAACACAGCCUCUUGAUUUCUCAUCUUACUUCAGAUAACUCGAAUUCUGAAGGAAAAAAAAAGGCAGGUUGGCGAAACUGUAACGAAAACAAACCUAAAAAACAACGCAACUGCAAGGUUAUAGUAACUUUAGAUCAAACCUAUUUAUCAUUUUGCGCAAGCAUUUUCACACUUAAACAAAAUCAUAUGGAAAAGUGAUCAAGUACAUCAGAAACAACCUGCCACCCCUAUACGACGAAAUGACCAUGACCCGUGGAUCAAUACUCCCCAUGACAAAAGCAUUCUGCUCAAUUUAAAUGCAGGCGACUAUUAGGGAUGCAAGUUACAGCUCUCACAGAUGGGCCAGGCAGCUAGGAUGGGAUGUUUUUAAAGAUUCUGUAGAGUUUCAGCCGAGUUUUCAGCAGUGUUCUCUUAUGGUGCCUUUCAGAGGCUGGUGGACUGGAGAGCUAGGAUACUGAGAUUCAGAAGAUGUGAAGAGAACCUGUGAUGAACGUGUUGCAUGGAUAAGGAAUGGAUGGAAUUCUACGUGCUACCUCCGUGUUUCUCACCGGUCUUUUCAUCCUCAGCAAAGAAGUAAAUGCUGAACUUCAGAACAUAUAUGCGAGUGGCUGCAAUGAUCAGAAGCUGACACUACAGUGUCCCGAACAUCACCGCAUUGCCAUCAACCGAAUCUUCUAUGGGGUGAAGACCGACCCAGCCUGUAGGCGUGGCACUCAGUCAGCCGACUGUUGCCAGGUAACGUACCAGGACUGUCGUGUGAACGAUGACUCACACUACCCAACUCUGAACACCCGGUGUUCGGGGUACCAGCGAUGUUCAUUCCCGGUGGAGAGUGUGUCGACGGGGAAACACUGCCAGGAGGACCAGUGGCGUACAGACUACAUGACGGUCAUCUACGACUGUGUUCCAAAUGGAGACAUUGCACACUUCUGCUCGGAUGAUUCCAAACAGGCCAAGGUUCUGUAUCUGGCCAACAAGGAAUACCCGUCCUCCAUGAAGGGCAGCAUUCCCAAGUGUUCCUGCCUGGUGUCGACGGGGCGGUCCCGGGGUCUAAACCUCCACUCCAUCGACAUCCUCCUGGCCAAGUCGGAGUAUGGGGGGCGCACGUGUGACCGCUUCAUCAAGGUGGAGGACUCGUUCGGCUACAACAAGCAGAUCACGUGUGGCCACCGCGGACUGUACGGAUUCCGAACCAUAUACACCAGGACCACGCAGAAUGUGUCGCUCAUUCUUGAGAGUCUCCCGGGAGAUGGGACUGCCUACAUAUUUUUACAGAUUAAACCAACAGACUCGAGUGACCAUGUAAGGAUACACUGUGGUGAGUCACUCCGUCGACUUCUUGCCAAACCUUACGACACCGAGUCGCGAAUCAAAACUGAUAUCGAUGAAGGGGAGGUAAUCAGAACCAGCACCAUCAACAACAGACCUCCGAAUGAGUCGGCUUCAGCCGGUGCUUGGCCACUGACGCCUGACAUGGCGGCUAUAGUGGGUGGAAUAGUUGCAGCUUCGUUUGUCAUCUUCGCUAUCCUCAUCAUAGCCAUUGCUUUACACUGCAGGAGGAUGAGACGAGCCAAGACCCCUAAAACCCAGGUGGAGCUGUACCCAGCCAUGUCGUCUGCUCCUCUGGAUGUGACGUCAUACUGUCGCUAUGACUAUGAUGACGACAACUACUGCUCAAUCAGUCGCAGCCCCCUCAAGGUGAUGCAGUAUGACACCACCAACAAAAACAUGGUGAUCAGCGACGCCUUCACCAACCCUGACCGCCAGGAGGUGCACACGAUGGUUCACUACAGCGCGGACAAAGAAGACACACUGCCAAAUGGAACCCGUGGCCAUGGCAACCAGGGAAACCAUGGCAACGGCGGUGUGGAAGAACCAUUGCUGAAUGGGACUGGCAGAGAUUACCUGGCCAUCAAGGAUGGGAGUCACACCAUAGCAGCUGGAGUUCACAAACCACAUCCAUCGCCGGCACAGGAAAAUAUUGUCAUCAGCGGUCACAGGACUCUUCCCGACAGUCGGCACCACCAGACCUGCAACUACGUGACCCGGAGCCCACCCGCCAAACCCAGGAGCAAGAGCGUGACCUUCCAGCAACCCGUCGCCAUGGUGACGCCUCUGCCGUCAGGGUCAGAAGAAUCGAUGAUGGAACAGGAAUCGGCAAAGAUGGCCGCUGACAACUACGACGAGAUGGAUCUCCCGGAUCUGGACAUAUCGCUGUCAGAAACGAUCCCCAUCCCGAGGUUAGAUGUGAAAGAACAAGAGGGCAACGGUUACCCGAGACCUCUGUCGACAUUCAGAUCGCCCGAGGAAGAAAAGAUAAUCGCAAAGAAGUUCGACAUCCCGAGUCCCCCGUGUUUGGACUCUUCCACGGGUCAGUACGAUAACCUGCCUUACUUCACUGGGAAGGAGAAGUCAUUCUGGCUUCCGAGUCAGGAUGUUAAACCGGUGAUUAAACUGCACCCCAAGGUUCAGCUGCAGAGACAACAGCAGCACCAUCAAGAAAAGCAGCAGCAGCAACAGCAGCAGCUACAACAGCAGCAAGUUCCAGAUGUGAAGCAAUUGCCCAAUGGGAAAACAAGAGUGUACGAAACAGGUGUCUGAAAUACGUGGUGGAUCAUUCUAUCAGCUGAAUGUGUACGAAAGUUGUGGAGUUCAGAUAAAAUGAAAGCCACAAUUUCACUUCAAAAACAUUUUGUCAAGUAACAUAUAACAUGUUAAGAAUCUUAUGAACAAUUUAAUGAAAGCAACAAUUUCAUUUAAAAUUAUUGUGAAACAAUUUUAUAAACAAUUUAACGAAAGUGACGAUUUUAUUUAAAAUUAUUGUCAAACAAGAUUGAACAUGUUAACAAUCUACAGUCUAUUUUGGAAAAAUAGCUAAACAAUUUGUUGUUGUUUUUUCAAAAGUAAACAAAAAUGGUUACAGCAUGAAAAACAUUUUAAUAAAUUUAAAAAAUUUGCAUGAGUCUUUUAAUCAUGUAAAUAACAAGAUGUUAUAUUAUUCAGUAAUAUAUACAUCAUGUGUAUAUAUAUAUAACACUUAUUUAGUGAUGGAUGUCAACUUGUUGGUACAAUUAUUAUGCUAUGGAGUUUAAAACUGGUAGAUCUGGGUUCGUUUCUCAGUACAACACGAAGUGUGUACAAUUUAGUGAAGAUGUGUGUGGUGCAAAAUGUCCUAUCAGAUUGAGUAUUUGCAGUAAUAUUUUCCUGUCAAACAAUGGUACAAAAUCUCUUUAAAGACUGAGUUGUAAUAUUUCUGAGCCAGUGUCUUCAACUCUGUGACUUUUAAUGACUCCGUGGAAAGAGUGUAAAACCACUACACUGAUUUCCCUCUCACUAACCAUAAAUCUCUGUGUCUGCUUUCCCUCUCACUAAGGCCAAUUUUUUUUUAAAUAGGUGUGUUUUACCCCC